AUGGCAAAAUAAGUGAUUUACAUCAUUACCUUAACUCUGCUUUUAGCGAUUUAAUGUCUUGCUUUUGUUAACAUCAGAGGUUUUAACUAAUUUGAGGAUGUUUCAUAAUGCAAAUUACAUUGCUCAGAUAUUAUUGAUUAAGUCAUACCUGGUGCUAUUUUAGGUAUAAACUAUAAAUAUGGUGGUUUAAACUAUAAAGAAUUACAAAAUUGGUUUUUGACAUACAAUAUUAACUAUUGCUGUGAAUAAUAGAAAACAUACGAUUUCCUAAAUGGAAUGAUAGUACCUGACUUCAUUGAGGUGGAAAAAGCUAAUUUUGCCGAUUUGGAAAAAAUUACUUCAAAUAUAACCCCUAAUCUUAAAAACGAGAAGUAAUAUAAAUACUAAAUAAAUAUUGUUCAUGAAUUCUAAAGAAGAGCUCUUAAUAUUUAUGUUGAUAAGAGUUAAUUCCGCGUUAAUAUGACAACAAUAGAGUAAAUAGUUCCUGAUUUAAACAAAUGUGACACAAGCUAUAAUCUAGAUAAUAAAUGCUGGUUAUCAGCUGUUAGUAGCAUAGGAUAAUAUGCCUUUGAUAAAUUAACAUUAGGUAGCUAUCAAAAGGUUAAUUUAACCAUAUAAACAAAUUCAAAAUAUGAUUAAGAAGAAGCUAUUUAAAUUUACAAAUCAUAUAUUGCUAAAAAUGGUCUUAAGCAAAUUAAUCAGGCAUUUAAAAGCAGUGAAAAUCCUUCAGUCACAAUUAAUUAUUAUGGAUGUAUCGAUUUAUUAUCAAGCAAAAAUUGGAAUGACUUCAUCAAUAAUCUCAGUGCUAAGUAUUAUAUUUAUGGAAUAGAUUCGAUUUCUCAAGAAAGUAAAUUACAAUCAAGUGUUAUAGAUUCAUAUCAUCUUUUUGAUAAAGAAUCUCCAGAAAUAUAUUAAUGUGCUGAAAAGGUAUAUUAAAUUGUUUAUAAAUGA
Molecule: messenger RNA, 951 nt
Organism: Tetrahymena thermophila SB210
Lineage: Eukaryota; Ciliophora; Oligohymenophorea; Hymenostomatida; Tetrahymenidae
Product: transmembrane protein, putative
Exons: 1
Source: RefSeq, a predicted model, not a curated record